Gossypium arboreum is the source of this 489-nucleotide messenger RNA. Its product is annotated as protein phosphatase 1 regulatory subunit INH3-like. Gene Ontology annotation, molecular function: protein phosphatase 1 binding; protein serine/threonine phosphatase inhibitor activity. The transcript has a single exon. Bases 115 to 489 code for a protein of 124 amino acids. Gene Ontology annotation, cellular component: nucleus. The record is from RefSeq and is a predicted model, not a curated record. Lineage: Eukaryota; Viridiplantae; Streptophyta; Magnoliopsida; Malvales; Malvaceae.
ACGAAGUCCUCACAACGCAAUUAAAUGAAACUGAACAGCUUAUUGGGGGAGCUGAAAACCUAUUAUUUCAACAAAAAGAAAAUAAAAAAAAUUGAACGGCGAUAAUCUCUGGAGAUGGUUCGACCGACGGCGAUAGGCACCACGAACAGAUCGUCAUCAGCGAUGUCAUCCAUGACAACCACCGUGACGAUCGAGAACACCUCGGGCUCGUCCUCCUCGUCGUCGCAGCCUCAAGAAGCCCUCGUGCUCGAACUCCGCCCUAGGAAGAAAAAAGUUACGUUGAAAGAAGGCACCGUGGACAACGAAUUCAUGAACAAGAAGAGUUCCAAUAUAUGUUGUAUUUACCAUAAAGAAAAGCCCUUCGACGAAGAUGACAGUGAUGACGACGGACAUGACCAUCAUCAUCACCAUCAUCCAUCCAACGGACAAGAUUCCUCCAAGGAUGGCUGCAGGCCCAGCAGCAGCUCCAGCUCCAGCUCCAGCGCCUGA